CCCGCCGUCGAGAAGGUGCUAAUCUUAAGGCGGCAUUUAAGCCAUAUAAAUAGGGGACCCAAACCCCAUCGAGGGCUUCAUAAUAUCUUCGACGCCCUCAUAGAAAUUCUCUCUUUCACCGAUCUCUCAUCAGCGUCUCCUCAGAUCGAUUUUUCAAGGUAUUUCUCUCGAUUCUCUCCUUCAGAAUACGAAGAUCUUGAUCUUGAUUGUUUCUGCUGUUUCGAUUCAACCGUUUAUUCCUCUAGAUCGAGAGAUGCAAAUCUUUGUGAAAACUCUUACUGGUAAGACCAUAACCCUUGAGGUUGAGAGUUCAGACACAAUUGAUAAUGUAAAGGCCAAGAUCCAAGACAAGGAGGGAAUUCCCCCCGAUCAGCAAAGGCUCAUCUUUGCUGGCAAGCAGCUCGAGGAUGGGCGCACUUUGGCUGAUUAUAACAUCCAGAAGGAAUCCACACUCCAUUUGGUGCUUCGUCUGAGAGGUGGCAUGCAGAUCUUUGUGAAGACCCUUACUGGCAAGACCAUUACCCUGGAGGUUGAAAGCUCGGACACAAUUGAUAAUGUUAAGGCCAAAAUUCAAGACAAGGAGGGAAUCCCCCCAGAUCAGCAGAGGCUCAUCUUUGCAGGCAAGCAGCUUGAGGAUGGCCGCACCCUGGCUGAUUAUAACAUCCAGAAGGAAUCCACACUCCAUUUGGUGCUUCGUCUGAGAGGUGGCAUGCAGAUCUUUGUGAAGACGCUUACCGGCAAGACCAUUACCCUGGAGGUCGAAAGCUCGGACACAAUCGAUAAUGUUAAGGCCAAAAUCCAGGACAAAGAAGGGAUCCCCCCAGACCAGCAGCGGUUGAUCUUUGCUGGCAAGCAACUUGAGGACGGUAGGACCCUCGCGGACUACAACAUCCAAAAGGAAUCCACCCUUCACUUGGUCCUCCGUUUGAGAGGAGGAAUGCAGAUCUUUGUGAAGACCCUCACUGGCAAGACCAUCACUUUGGAGGUGGAGAGUUCGGACACCAUUGACAACGUGAAGGCGAAGAUCCAGGAUAAGGAGGGCAUCCCACCGGACCAACAGAGGCUGAUCUUUGCCGGGAAGCAACUUGAGGACGGGAGGACUUUGGCUGACUAUAACUCAGAAAGAGUCGACUCUGCAUUUGGUCCUCCGUCUCCGUGGUGGUUUCUGAGUUUCUGCGCCCGUGGGUCUUUUAUGCAGUAAAGUUUGCCUCUUUCUCUAGUUGGGUUUCUUGGGUUGGUUUGCUAUGGUUAAGUUAUGAUGUGUUCUGAUGAAACAAUUCUUCGAAUAAAUUUGAGCUCUGUAGUACUUU
This is a messenger RNA of Rhodamnia argentea, 1310 nucleotides long. Its product is annotated as polyubiquitin 11. Lineage: Eukaryota; Viridiplantae; Streptophyta; Magnoliopsida; Myrtales; Myrtaceae. Gene Ontology annotation, cellular component: nucleus; cytoplasm. Gene Ontology annotation, biological process: modification-dependent protein catabolic process; protein ubiquitination. Gene Ontology annotation, molecular function: protein tag activity; ubiquitin protein ligase binding. The record is from RefSeq and is a predicted model, not a curated record.